GAAUAGCUCGCUCAGUGGGAGUGGGAGCCGGAGGCGAAACAGAUCCAAUCAGAGAGUCCUAUCACGCCAGGGCCAUGCAUGAGCUGCUUUCAUAUGCAAAUAGAGAGCGAGCGGGCGGCUGAGCCAAGCCACUUGCUGGGAUCCAGCUGAAGAAGAAGCCGGCGAGGGGAAGCGGAACAAAGCGGGUGUGCGCGCCGCUGGCGCGAGCGUUAGCGCCUGUUCAGACAGGGGAUGAAAAGGAAACCAACACGCUAGGCAACGGACUGCGCAACAGACAUCACCCUCGCCGGAUCUCCGAGGAGACAUGGGCAGCGGGGUUUUUUCCCGCCUGGCUGAAUAACUUGAGUGUGGAGGGCUUUGUGCUUCCGGCAGUCACUCCAGAGGGAAAGAUUUUAAACCCACCAACAAUGCGCCCGCAGAGGCGUUACCUCCUGGCCGUUCCUCUCCUGGGCGCGAUGGUUUUCGUUGUGCUGCACAAGGGUCAGUUGCACCGGUCAAAAAAAUAUCCCCGGCAAACAAUGUCCCACGAAAGCUACCUGCUGAAGCGAGCCUGCGAUGCACUAAUCGAGGAGAAGAAAGGUUUUGUUUGGGGAAACCUCCUAAAAACCUCUCGGGGGAGUUUUGCCUGCAGUGAGUACUUAAUGCACAAUCACUACAUAACCAGCCCUCUCUCUGCAGAAGAAGCUGCCUUUCCUUUGGCUUAUAUCAUAACUCUACAUAAAGAAUUCGAUACGUUUGAGAGGCUCUUCAGGGCUAUUUAUAUGCCCCAAAAUGUUUACUGUGUCCACGUGGAUGAGAAGGCAACGGCUCAGUUUAAGCAAGAUGUGGAGACAUUGUUGAACUGUUUCCCCAAUGCGUUUCUUGCCUCAAAAAAUGAACCAGUCAUUUAUGCUGGAAUAUCCAGACUUCAGGCGGAUUUGAACUGCAUGAAAGACCUGCUGGAAUCGGGCGUUCAGUGGAAGUACCUGCUCAACACGUGUGGACAAGAUUUCCCCUUGAAAACCAACAAGGAAAUAGUUCAGCACCUGAAAGGAUAUAAGGAUAAAAAUAUCACUCCUGGGGUGCUGCCUCCUGCCCAUGUGAUUUCAAGAACCAAAUAUAUCCAUAAGGAGCACAUAGGGACGGACUCCUCGUACAUGAAAAAGACCAAUGUGUUGAAACAGUCCCCACCACACAAUCUGACCAUCUACUUUGGCUCUGCUUACAUUGCGGUCACAAAGCCAUUUGUCGAGUUCAUUCUCAAUGAUCAACGUGCUAUUGAUUUAUUGGAGUGGUCCAAGGACAGCUACAGUCCAGAUGAACACUUCUGGGUAACACUCAAUAGGAUACCAGAUGUCCCUGGUUCCAUGCCAAAUGCAUCCUGGGAAGGUAACCUGAGAGCUAUCAAGUGGAGCGAUAAGGAAAGCUCUCAUGGAGGUUGUCAUGGUCAUUAUGUCAGAAGCAUUUGUAUAUAUGGAACAGGUGACCUAAAGUGGCUAUUUAAGUCUGUAAGCAUGUUUGCUAACAAGUUUGAACUCAAAACAUACCCACUCACUGUAGAAUGCCUGGAACUGAGGCUUCGAGAGAGAGCACUGAACCAGAGCGAAACGCAGGUGAAACCAAGUUGGUACUUUUAAAUUAACAACUCAGAAUGGAAAUAAAACUCCAGCUGCAGUAGCUCGGGAAGAAUAACCUCCCUGGAAAGACUUUUCUUCUGGAACUUCAGUACGGGUAGUUUGUAAUGUCUUGAGUGGAAGGUUUGAGUGUAGAUCAUACAACACUGGAGAGACCCAAAGAGGAGGCUGAGGAAAUGGUUCUGUUGGCUUUGCUAUAUUUGCACGUUUGGCAUGUGUGGCUGGAUGGCACCUUACUGACUUGUGCCGGGCAAUAAUGUCAUCGCUAUCAUGUUCUGUAUAUUUAUAUGUAAAAAUCACGCAGCCCUAAAUUUUCAUACAGCAACAUAAAAUCCAGAGCAUACUAAUGAGGAAGAGUUAUCCUUCUUUGAAGAAAACCAUCACCAUCAACAAGAUCUUAAAGAGAAAUCUAGGUGCACAGUUUGAUUACUCCAUACGUCCAGAAACAAAAAUC
This is a messenger RNA of Trachemys scripta elegans, 2067 nucleotides long. Its product is annotated as N-acetyllactosaminide beta-1,6-N-acetylglucosaminyl-transferase-like. Bases 408 to 1616 code for a protein of 402 amino acids. Gene Ontology annotation, cellular component: membrane. The record is from RefSeq and is a predicted model, not a curated record. NCBI's taxonomy places the organism in Eukaryota, Metazoa, Chordata, Testudines, Emydidae. The transcript is spliced from 3 exons. Gene Ontology annotation, molecular function: acetylglucosaminyltransferase activity. Gene Ontology annotation, biological process: transforming growth factor beta receptor signaling pathway.